Cylas formicarius (sweet potato weevil) is the source of this 840-nucleotide messenger RNA. RefSeq lists its product as uncharacterized. The coding region runs from base 156 to 830 and encodes 224 amino acids. The record is from RefSeq and is a predicted model, not a curated record. Gene Ontology annotation, molecular function: calmodulin binding. The transcript has 5 exons. NCBI's taxonomy places the organism in Eukaryota, Metazoa, Arthropoda, Insecta, Coleoptera, Brentidae.
UGCGCGCAAGUCAGGACGACGGACAAUUUUUGAAUGAAAUAAACGGGAGAAACUCCCUUGUUUUGUCGUGUUCAUGCAACAAGGGUUGCGCGGUCCCGAAUUCUAUCCGCAAAGCUGAGGUUUUCCGGUCGUCUUUCCCGACAAGUGAUAACGCGAUGGGCUGCAAUUCGAGCAAAGAAUCGGCUCCCCAAAAUGAAGCCGACGAUAACAACAAAGAAAACGAAGAAAAAUCAACCGACGACGGCAAAGCGCCUGCCGAGGAAAACACAGUGGAAAAUCACCUGAUCGAUUCGGCGCGUAGCGACACCAAAUCGAGUUCGGCAAAGACGAUAACGUUGCGUUCGAACGGUACAGCGAAAUCGAUAGAGGACCCGCAGGACCCGAGCAACCGGGUGUCGGCUACCGAAGAGACCGACGUCGCUUUGAAGACCGCCGACGAGGAGGAAGCGGCGACCAAGAUCCAAGCCGCUUUUCGGGGUCACAAGACGCGGAAAAGCAUGAAACAACCGGCAGCUAACGAGGAACGCGAACCUACCAGGGAAGAAUUGGAAAACGAAUUUCGACUCGACGAUGCAGAACUUUGUAAUGCCGCGACAAAGAUCCAGGCAUCCUUCAGGGGCCACAUGUCGAGGAAACAGAUCGAUAAGAAGGGAGACGUGAGCUGUUCUAGCAAAGAAGACAAGUUAAACCAGGAUGAUGCAGAGAAUGUCGACAACAUAGAUCUGACCGAUCCCGAACUCAAUAAGGCGGCUGCGAAAAUCCAGGCUUCAUUCCGGGGUCACAUGACACGCAAGGAGCUGCCAGAUGAAGUCAAAACCGCUUCAAAAUAGACAGAUAGAG